Messenger RNA from Pleuronectes platessa (European plaice), 1651 nucleotides. RefSeq names its product mucosal pentraxin. The record is from RefSeq and is a predicted model, not a curated record. The transcript is spliced from 5 exons. Bases 105 to 779 code for a protein of 224 amino acids. NCBI's taxonomy places the organism in Eukaryota, Metazoa, Chordata, Actinopteri, Pleuronectiformes, Pleuronectidae.
UCAGGAAACAAACACACACGUGCACUGAGAAAUGGGGAAGUUGUGAAAGUAGAAGAGUCUUCCCUAUUCACUGCAUCACACUAAAUCCUGAGACUGGCUUCAAGAUGAUCCUCCUGCUUGGGUUGGUGAUGCUGACAGGAUGUGCUGAAAGUAUUGAAGAUAUGUCGGGUCGGAUGUUCCUUUUCCCAGAGCAAACCAACACUGCUCGUGUGAAGCUGAACAUAACACAACAGGAUUUAAGUGAAGUUACUCUCUGUCACAGAUCCUUUACUGACCUCAAAAGAGACCACGCCCUCUUCUCUCUGGCCACAUCCUCCAACAGCAAUGGCUUCCUGAUUUUUUGGGAUGAAACAAAUAAGGAGAUGGAUUCUUUCAUCAUUGAUAAAAAGGUAGAAUAUGGAAGGUUCGACUACAGGCCGAACAUGUGGCACUCCAUUUGUACCACGUGGGGCUCUGAGUCUGGACUGGUGCAGAUGUGGUUUGAUGGAAUACCCUCGAUUAGGAGAUCCACCAGCUCUGGUUCCAGCAUCCAAGGACCCAUGAUGAUUAUUUUAGGACAGGAGCAGGAUUCCCACGGUGGGGGAUUUGACAGUAAACAGUCUUUCGUUGGCAUGAUAUCGGACGUCCACAUGUGGGACUUCAUCCUUUCCUCCUGCGAGAUCCAGAACUAUGUGGAUGAACCCCAAUUCACUCCAGGGAAUGUGAUCAACUGGAAUGCACUGGACUUCCAGAUUGUAAACAAUGUGCUGAUUGAGCAAAAAUCUAAGUCAUGUCACUGAACAUUUAAAACAAGACCAUUAACACGUCAGAAAGACAAAAGAACAUAAUAUUACACUUGAUGUGCUUUAGGGUAAAUUUGUUGAGAGGAAAGAUCCAAAUGUAGAAUUUACAGGCAGUAAAUCAGAUUCAAAUCUAAGUUUACUGUGUCGUUUAGGGCAAAAACAGUAAAUGUCAGUCUACCCCCUGCAUUAAAAAAGGGAGAAUUUAGCUGAAAGGCUUUUAUUUAGAGUAUGAAGAAAAAUCCAGAUCCUUCAACUUUCGGUGAAGACUGUUCUCUGUUUAUCUAACACGACUUAUUUCUUUGGCUUUACAGUAGGUUUCAACUGUAACUGUGACAGAUAUCAAAUUCAUUUCUAACAUCAUCUCCUGAUAUGUUUUAAUUUCACAGUCAUUGUAAUCAAUAUUGGAUUGGAGAAAAAUAAAAGCAAUGAAUGACCACAAGUGGUGUGAAAAGAGGUGCUCCCUUGGAUUUUCCUCCUGAGAAUUUCCCUCUGCACACCAAUAAAUUCUUCCUGCUGAACACAUUCAAAGACAGUCUUGAUUUUGCCCAUCUACUGUAAAUAAAGAUGUACCAGGCGCCACUUCCUCCCACAGAAAUGAAGCCAGAAUCACUCUGAUACUAAUGCUGCCAUCUUUAGUCACAACUGUCAAUCAUGUCAUUUACUCCUGUUUUUAUAGCAUCAAAUAACUAAAAAUAAACAAUUGGACAUACAUCAGUGUGAUAAUAACUACCUAAAAUGAAUAAUAUGAACAGUUUAUUAUUUGUGUUUUUCUGAUAAAGUUGGACUUUAUGUUGUUGAUGCAUAUUGUUGGGGAUUUUUUUACUUUAAACAUGGCAUCAUUAAAUCCUGUGCCUUUCGGCACUCAAUAA